UUGCUCAAAUUCAGUUGUUCUAGAUAUGGACGAAAGCUGGUCGUCUCCGGAACGCACCUUCUCGCAGCCAUUUGCUUUCUCUUGCCAGCUUUUGCUCAAGCGGACACAUGGAUAUCUCUGGGAUGCUGGCUGAUGGGGAAAUUUGCAAUCAGCUGUGCUUUCAUGGCUUUAUUCGUGUACGCCAGUGAGGUGUUUCCGACACCCAUUCGGAAUGUUUCCGUUGGUUUAUGCAGUGUUUUAUCUCGAGGAGGAGCGAUCGCUGCUCCAUACAUACGGAUAUUGGGUUCGAUCUGGCCAAUGUCGCCAAUGUUUCUGCUUGCAUCAAUGUCGUUCUUGGCUAGUGUGGUCACCUGUUUAUUGCCUGAAACUCAUCGAAAGCCUCUGCCGUCCAGCAUACGUGAAACUACUCUCGAUUCAAAAGAUCUCCCUUCGUGA
Cooperia oncophora is the source of this 435-nucleotide messenger RNA. The record is from the annotation of a GenBank genome assembly. Lineage: Eukaryota; Metazoa; Nematoda; Chromadorea; Rhabditida; Trichostrongylidae.